AUGAUCGACUCGUCAGGACCAUUAGAUCCAAUUGAGUUCAAUGUAAGCCCAACGGGUAACAUCAGCCGAGUUAGGUCGUUGGGACAGCGAGUUGAACUGCCAGUGCCAGUGGAACCAGAACCGACAACGACGACGACAACAACUUCGACUACUGCUAGCCCCGGUGAAGUCGAACUAAACGCAAACACUGAUUUAACGCUUGUAGAAAGCUCUUCUCUCCUUUAUUCCAGUACUGAAAUGUCUGGAGUACCUGAGGUUGAAGGCUCUUUAGAUGGCACCUCAACCGAUUCAGUGCCCAGUGAAACGCCGCCAAUAACCGAUGUUGCCCCCUCAUCGAGCUCGGAAAGUCCGACUACCACUGCAUUGGCAAUGCCACCGGAGGGUGAAACGCCUUUAUCAACAACUUUAUUGCCACCUGUUGAUGCUUCUGAAAAUGUUCCCAGUAAUCGGCCUUCAAGUGAAGCCACAUUGACAUUUUCUGAGUCUAGUAACAUUAACCCUGCAAAUGACAACUCUGGGAAAGGUGCUUCGACUGUUCCAUCUUCAAAUGAACCUGUCACUGAGCCUUCUCCUAGUGACACCGCAGGCUCUACGACUGUUGAGCAGCCUUCUCCAACGGAUACAACUCCACUUACCACAACACAACAGGUAGAUGAGGCAAGUUUAUUCCCGCCGACUACGAUUCCACCAUCAACUGAUCAAACAAGUGUGCAAACUGUUGAAUCGAUCUCUGCAAGUGAAGUCACGUCAAUCAGGUCUUUGGAUACGACACUUGUUUCUAUUGAAUCAACUAGUCAACCGGAAUCGCCAACCACGCAAAUGUCGGGAUCUGAAUCUCCCAGUGUGACAGAGCCUACAAUAAAUGUGCCAACUGAAGCGACGCAACAGCCAACUGACACAAUUACUACUACUUCUUUCGAGUCAUUUUCGCCAACUCGAACUUCAGUUGAAACUACAACGGUAGAACCAGUAAAUAAUAAUGAUAUUCCUAACUUGACGACACCAUCUUCUUCAAUUGAUUCAAGUACUACAGUUUUACCGAGUUCAAGUACAGCACCUUCAGUUGAGGAACCAAUUUCUGAAGCGCCAGCCGAGACUACAUCAACAGUUGAUCCUUUCGAAGUGAGUACUCCUGAAAGCGAGUCAUUUGCUCCAACUUCUUCUGAGCAAGAAACAAGUAGUGUUUCUUUAGUUACUGAAAUUCCAGCUACAGAAAGCGGGACUUUAGUUUAUCAAACUUCAAGUUUUCAGCCAACUGAGUACUCGCAAAAUGGCCCUUCAGACAGCCCCACAGUGUCACCUGUAACAAUGCCAUCAACAUUUAGCAUUUCACCGGUAACUGAUAUGCCUAGCACUGAAGAGAUUGAAAUGAUGGUUGGGUCAUCAUCAUCAUCAACCACUGUGACUGACAUUGAUGAUGAGACGGAUGAAGGCAGCUCUCCGGAAGUGACACCUUCCCCGUCGACUUCAACAGAGACCACUGCGACUGAAGGUGCUGCUACGAUGAGCACGGCAAUCCCCGCUACUGCACAAUCUACCCAAUCCCCUUGGUCACAGGUAUCCACAAGCACUACUACUACGACCACCACUGAUGUUUCCACCAGGCCAACUAAUCGCACAGCCAGGCCAUUAUGGACUGUUCGAUACCCAACAGCAACAGUGCCACCACCAUCCUGGUCAUUUGGCGUCAAAAGUCCCAACAAUUGGGGUUAUCAGUUUGGAAGAAAGGGAGUUCCCGGUAGUGUGUACUAUCCAAAUCAGCAGCCAGACAACUACAACCCUCUAUUUCCCUCUGGCUAUGAACCUCAACAGAAGCAGCAACCAUGUCCACCCUUCACUGACGCCUCCUCACUGUCCACCGUUUCCAAUCCACAGUACUUUCACCUAGUUCAGCUGUGGAAUCAAAUAAGCAGGUUGCAGCGAGAGUUUGGACACCAUAAAUCGAAGCGCAAGUCACUGCAGCAAACUCUCAUUCGAACAUUGUAUCAUUUUAGCCACGCAACAGCUGACGAGAUUCUAACGCUCUCACGUUGGAUGGAUGCGGUGAAGCAGUACUCGGACUACACUGAAAUCGCCAGACUUAAUCAUAUGCUACAGCUAACAAAUGACUACCUACAAAAGCUUCUCCGCUACCAGGAGUAUGACUUGUUGAAAGCUUUAUGA
Rhagoletis zephyria (snowberry fruit fly) is the source of this 2163-nucleotide messenger RNA. The record is from RefSeq and is a predicted model, not a curated record. Lineage: Eukaryota; Metazoa; Arthropoda; Insecta; Diptera; Tephritidae.